GCAACUUAUGAUCCAUACAUCGAGAGUAUCAUCAGCUCUGAUGAUGAAGAAACACCAACUUUAGAUGUGGCUGCUCGAACGAGCACGUCACAUACUUUAGUUAUUUCAGAAAAACCAGUUGAAGGGGAGGAAUCGUCGCCUCCUCAACAAAAUGUUAAUACAUCUACUCCUCCUUCGAGCCCCCGUGCCCCUUCACCAAAAAGGGCACGGGUUGAAAAGAUUGUUGAUCCUGCCCCUCAGUUGGGCAGUUCGUCGACUCUGCUCUUAGAUGAUCCAAUGAUCAAAGAGCUUCUUCGGAUCGGGUCCCAAUUUGUUGGGUACCGUGAAUAUGCCGCCAGAGCCGAAGAAAAACUUUCAGAGGCUAACGAACGCGCCGACGCACUGGCUCAAAAACUUGAGCAAAGUGAGGCGGCUCGCAAGAAAGCCGAACUCGCUGCUAGCAAAGCCAAGGUCGAAGCUGAUGAAGCUAAGGCGAAAGCUGCUGGUGUCGAGGAACUGCAGAAGAAACUUGAGAAUGCGACAGCUGCCUUGGAUGAGCACAAAGCUGCACAAGCUUCUCGUGACGAAGGAAUCCUCAAGCGUUUGAAGUCGCAAAGUCGACGUACUCUGAGUAAUAUUAUCAAUCCCUUUUAUUUUACUGCACUUCCUGUUUCUUGGUUGUUGACUGAUGUCUUGUCUCGUGUGGCAGCCCAAACAAACCAGGAUUUUGAUCUGGAUAAUCCUGUCAAUGACCCUCUCCUUGAUGCACUUUCUCUUCUGGAGUUCCAUGGGCGCGAAAUUCGUGAAGGCGUGGCCAAUGCCAGUGCAAGUUUGUCGGCGUUGUUCCCCUACUUCUUCCCAAAGAAAGAGGAACCUUCGACUUUCCUUGCCCUUGCCAAGCUUUUCAAUUCGUCGGAAGACCUGGGAUUGAAGAUAUCACAUGUCCAUACAAUGUAUGACACCGAGCCAGAUUCUAUGGUGAAAGACUGUUUUGCAGUGUGGUAG
Lolium perenne is the source of this 984-nucleotide messenger RNA. NCBI's taxonomy places the organism in Eukaryota, Viridiplantae, Streptophyta, Magnoliopsida, Poales, Poaceae. The record is from RefSeq and is a predicted model, not a curated record.